UAUUUGGGCGAUAAGGAGCGCGUUAUCUUUACGUGAUUACCCGACUUUGGCCGGAAUCCGUCCAGUUUGCUUUUAAAGUCCUUUGUGGUUUUAGUUCCGUCAAUUGGUGGCAUUUUCUUUUGUUUAGUGUUAUACUUUGACUUGGGAAAAUGUAUACAAAAUUUCCAUUUUCGCUAGAAAACAUACCAAGGCAGAAGAGUUUUGGAUGUUUCUCACUCAAAUUCGGGUCUGUGUUGUCAGCCAUCAUUGUAAUUCUGUACUCGUUGUUAUCAAUCGCGCAAUGCAUCGCGGUCGUCUCAGAAAACAGUCAGAAGUUCACCGGUAACGAUGUUUGGGGCCUGGUUGCUCUUGGAAUCGCUAUUGGCAUCAUGUUCACCCAUGCCAUCACUCUGAUCCUAAGCGCCAUCAUGGCGGUGGGGUGCCUUAAAGAGAAAGCCGCUCUCAUCAGGCCGUGGGUUGUAUGGGUGUCCAUACAAAUGAUGGUGGCUAUUCUCUUGUUCGUGUUGUGGAGCACCAUGAACGUCGUCGACCGGUUCCAGGAUACUCCCCUGCUGGUCUACAUGCUUGAAUUUUUAGUAUUAUUGAUCAGAUUCUACAUGUUGAUGUUAGUGGGCAGCUUUUACAAACAGCUGCAAGAAGAAAAGGGAGAGUACGACCGACUGGUGAACAUAAUGAGCAAAGAAAAUUGGUAUACAGCCUAAGGAACAGUCUAUUUAUGAAGUGUUAAUAAGUCAUUGAGAUAUAAUGCUAUAAGUAUUUUUAAUAUAUUUUUUUAUAGAA
Molecule: messenger RNA, 780 nt
Organism: Amyelois transitella
Lineage: Eukaryota; Metazoa; Arthropoda; Insecta; Lepidoptera; Pyralidae
Exons: 5
Coding region: 150-701 (183 amino acids)
Source: RefSeq, a predicted model, not a curated record